AUGUCCGACGGCCAAAUGACGAGUCAACUGAGUGUGCAACAGCAGGAACAGCAGCCGCUGCUGUCAGCCAUCUCCGGAAAUAAUUAUGCUCAAACGCAGCGUGUGCAUUACUAUCCCAACCACUACGGCCCGAGUCACUACUUGCCGGGCCAUUACCACCAAGGACACCAAGGAUACCCAGGAUACCCAGGAUACCAGGGGCAGCAGGGCAGCAGACCACCGCUCCUGGCGGCCGCCAGCAGCCACAACGGUGCUUAUGCGGCCACGGCGGCUGGCAGCGGACACUCCGGCUACGGCGGCAUCGAGCCAUCCGUGGAGUACGAGCUGGACCAUGACCCCACCUCCUUCCAUCCCAGCAGUGCGGGCAGUGGGCCCGCAUAUCCAUCUGCCCACCAUGCGCCUGCUGGGCCACCGCCACCUCCGCCGCCUCCGUCCACCAAGUCGUCAAAGAAAUCGAAGAAGAGCAACGGCUCGGUGAUGAACGCACUGACGCUGCUCUCGUUCUUCUUCUUCGUGAACAUGCUGCAGAACUGCCUGAAGGAUCACAUGGCGGACAUGAAUCCCACCGUGAUGGUGCUCACGGCCAGCGGCACUCGCAACCGUUUCAACAAAUUAGCCGAGAUGAACUCACGCGAACAGACCUCCACCACGGCCACCGAAUCGGUAACAGCAGCGGCAGCAGCAUCAUCUUGGAAUCAUCAGGCGGCUGCUUUAGUUCCGGCCGUGGAGCCCAGUGUGCCGCCCUCCAUUGUUGCGCCCACGGUGGUGCUGCAAUCGCCCUACGGCGGUCACCACACGGAGAUGGCUAAUAAUCAGAGACCACCACACCACCGCCGGCCAACGGAGUACCAGUCGCACCACCCUCAGCAAAAGCCCCACCAUGAUGAUUAUGAUGAUGUUUAUAAUUACCACGGGCAGCGCAGACCACCGCCUCAGACCUUCUCCACCAGCAGCAAUGACGCCGAUUUCUAUCCUAAUCGCACACACAUCGACCACUCGUCCCGGCCCGACUUUGAAUCGGACUCCAACUCGAACUCGGACGCGGGCGCCGAUUACUAUCAGCACCACUACAACCCGUAUGCCGGUAUACAGCCGAGCAGCCACCGGCGGCAUCCUUGGUCUUAUGGCAGGCAGCGUUACUCAUCCGCACCGUGGUCUUCAGCUUCGUUGGGCGCUCAGUCGGGCGUGAGCUCUUACUUGGAUAAUGCCCAGCGCCGGCAAGGUGAUGAUGAUGACGAUGCUCAUGGUUAUGGCAAUGGCUAUGGCUAUGGCCACAGGGAUACGAAUAGGAAUAGGAAUAGGAAUAGGAAUGGGGAUGGAAAUAGGGACAGGAAUGGGAAUGCAGAUGCGUACUGGGAUGAGGAUGAGGAUGAUGAUGAUGAGGAUGGUCAGCAGCGGCGACACAGCGAUGCUUUCUAUACUCGCACACGCAUUAAUUGA
Messenger RNA from Drosophila teissieri, 1440 nucleotides. RefSeq lists its product as uncharacterized. The transcript is spliced from 3 exons. The coding region runs from base 1 to 1440 and encodes 479 amino acids. The record is from RefSeq and is a predicted model, not a curated record. NCBI's taxonomy places the organism in Eukaryota, Metazoa, Arthropoda, Insecta, Diptera, Drosophilidae.